AUGACGGUCCAUAACCUUGGCAGCAAGCCCGAAUUUCAAUCGGCCAUCAACGACAACAAGAUCGUAGUCCUUGAUGCCUUUGCUACCUGGUGCGGCCCCUGCAAGGUCAUUUCGCCCAAAGUCGUAGAAUUCUCACAACAAUUCCCCGAUGUCCAUUUCGUCAAGAUCGACGUCGAUGAGGUGCCAGAUGUUGCCCAGGAACUCGGUAUCCGCGCCAUGCCUACAUUCGUCAUCUUCAAGAACGGGGAGAAGGAGGCUGAGGUCGUGGGCGCGAACCCGAAGGCGUUGGAGGCUGCUAUUGCCAAGGCUAGCUCUGAGUAA
Lachnellula hyalina is the source of this 321-nucleotide messenger RNA. It is a transcript of the gene TRX1, whose product is annotated as Thioredoxin. Bases 1 to 321 code for a protein of 106 amino acids. Gene Ontology annotation, molecular function: protein-disulfide reductase activity. The transcript is spliced from 3 exons. The record is from RefSeq and is a predicted model, not a curated record. Lineage: Eukaryota; Fungi; Ascomycota; Leotiomycetes; Helotiales; Lachnaceae.